CUGUACUGUUGACGACUAAACAAGCACUCUAGUGAAUCUGGCUCUGAUGAUUUAUGGGUGCGGCGACAAUUUGCUGGACGCUCUGCGAGAAAGGACGACCUGUAUUCCCGUCCAGAUACCGAUGUGGCCAACGUGGGCAGUGCCAAUGACGAGGAUAAGGGGCCUCACAUAAAUGUUUUGGCGCACGCGGAAGAUCGCACUCCCAACACUCGAAUUAUUGUAUAUCGACAAAAUAAGAAGGAGCCUGCGGCAACAAAGGACGAACCAGCCAUUUAUCCUGAAUCACCAGAACCAGAACCACCACCACCGCACCCACCUCCAGUCCUGCAGCAUCGCAAGCACUACGAUCGACAUGCUCACAUAUUGUGGCUGCUGGUCCUGGGUUAUAUCACAGGCAUUGUCUUGGUGCUCUUCUGGUAUAUGUUGCAUCCACAGCGAGCCAAGCGGGAUCUCACUAUCAGUUGGCUGCUCAUAGUGCUGCUCAUGCUGCUGCUCCUAAUCCUUUGCCACAGUCGCGCUGCCCGUUGUGUGGUCACUCUGCUGCUCCCUUCGAUGGGCAGCGUCCGAGGUCGACUGCUGAUGCUGGUCAUGGCUUUAUUUGUGGCCAUGCGUGGUCCCGUUAUGAACAUACUGCAGAACAUAACGGUGCUGAUGCAUAGCCUCAGCUGCGGCCAGUUGCUGCUGCAUCAGGCCAUAACGCCCAUGCAUGACGUCAUGUGUAGACCCAUCUACGCCGUGGAGCAGGCCAUCUUUGCGAUGCUCAGCCAGGUGCGCAGGGUCAUGCAUCGGCUGGAGCCAGUCCUGGAGGAACUGGAGCUGAAACUGGUGCGCAUACACGCCGCCUUUCAGUUUGUCCUUGCCUGGCUGCUGCAGCAGCAGAACUCCUUUGAGAAUCAAAUGGGCACGCCCCAUGAUCGCUGCCUGCGCGCUGGACAGCUCAGCACCAAGGAGUGUCUGCUCAAGUUUGGCCAGGACAAGGUCGAAUGCCAGCUGCAGCAACGUUUCGAUUGGUUUUGCGGCAAUCUCAAGGAUGUCGCUGGCUUCUUCUGCGAGAAGCCGCAGCUACCAAUGCAAAUAUUUAAAUGUCUGCAGCAGCGCUUGGCUCUCAUACGCCGCAUCUUUGAGGUGAGCAUUACCUUUGAGCAUCUACAACAAGACCACGAUACCCAUCGCAGCAAUAGCUCCGAGCUGGAAGCGGCCGUCGACGAUCAGUUGGCAGCAGAAUUCAAUAAAUUUCUUUAUGUUUUUAUCUGCUUGAAUAUGUUGCUGCUUCUAUUGCUACUAAGCAUUGUCUGGCACGCCAAUUGCUUUCGCUGGAGUUAUCUGUUCAGCAAGGAGUUUGGCAAUUUCUAUGUGACUCGGGACUUUUACGACUCCGAGGAUGAUCAUAAGCGAAAUAAAGGAUACGCCGCUUUGCCGCUGCACAGCACUGAGCAAUCCAAAUUCGUCAAGCUUUGCUCGUUUAGUGUGCUGCCGAUGGAAUCGCGUCAUGCUCGAUCUUUCUUUUGGUUCUGGCUGCUCAUUUGUCUGCAGCUUGGCACCAUCUGCUUUGUGGACUACAGUCUACACUGGAUGCUGACCAUCAUGUCCUUCUAUACUUAUCAAACAUCUGAGCUUUUGCCUCCAACGUAUACUAAACUAUGCAUUAGUCAUGGUGGAUUCCUGGGCGACAUACUGCGUGGUCUUGUGCAAGCCUUUGAGCCACUGGUCAAGUACCUGCUGGGCGAUAUACAUCACUGCUUACCACUGCCCAGUGCGCCCAAUUAUAUGAACUAUUUGCAGAUCAUAGUGCUCGGCUUAGGCGUCUGGUUGUUGCUUUUGCUGGAGCCGUAUACUCAACGUCUGCAUCAUUGUAUUAUGGGUUGCUUCUAUCCGGAUCGGGCGCGCAGACGAGCUCAAUAUUUAUACACAAGCAUAGUGCUCAACAGAGAUGAGCUGAUCACUACAGUUCGACGUAGAGCGCUGCUAAAGCAAAAGUUUGAGGAUAAAAAUCCUGCCUGCAUUAAUCGUUGCUGUCCUUGUCUAGUCUAUUGCUGGCGUAACUGCAUAAUAUGUCAAAAGUCUUUAAGCAGAAAAUCAGCUGUUUACUGUGAUACGAAGAAUUGCCCGGGAAUCUUCUGCAAACAGUGCUUCAUUGAUUCCAAUUGUCAUUGCAUAUUCUGCAAUCCACCUGCGUCUUAUGGCGAGAGAGAUAAUAUUUCAUAUGUUGGCGAUUCAUCGGAGGAUGAGACCAAUGACUGUCCAUAUCGACCAGAUAAUAUAUACUGCGACUAUUCUCGUGAUCAUUGUGUAGGCAGACACAAGAGCGCCUAGAACUCUGUGAUUAUAUACAUAUAUAAGCCUGAUAUUAAUAUAAUCUG
Drosophila busckii is the source of this 2360-nucleotide messenger RNA. RefSeq names its product DC-STAMP domain-containing protein 2. The record is from RefSeq and is a predicted model, not a curated record. The coding region runs from base 421 to 2313 and encodes 630 amino acids. The transcript has 10 exons. Lineage: Eukaryota; Metazoa; Arthropoda; Insecta; Diptera; Drosophilidae. Gene Ontology annotation, cellular component: membrane.